AUGAGAGAACUGCACUUAAACGAGCGGUAUGCAUGCAACAAGUGUCCAUUUAAAACUAGAUGUAAAAAACCGUUAACAAAACACAUAAAAGAAAACCACUCGGAUGGACAAUGGUAUGAAUGUGAACAUUGUCCGUUCAGAACAAAGUAUAAAACAUCUUUAGUGUCCCACCUACGUAUGAAACACUUAAAUGACGAGAAAAUUAAGUGGUACGAAUGCGAAAAGUGCCCAUACAAAGUCAAACAAAAAUCUUAUUUGAAAAAACACAUCAUUUCCAUCCACUUGAACGAAGAAGAGCUUAAAUGGUACGAAUGCAAAGAGUGUCCAUAUAAAGGUAAAUUUGAAACGUCUUUAAGAAAGCACGUCAAUCGAAUCCAUCGAAACCAACAAGACGGGAAAUGGCACAAGUGUGAAAAGUGCGCGUUCAAAACCAGGCUCAAAUCGAAUUUAGAAAAACACAUUAAUUGCUUUCAUUUGAAUGAGAAAGUCGUUAAGAGGCACGAAUGUAACGAGUGUCCUUUCAGAAGUAUGCAUAAACUGUUUUUGGAGAGGCACAUGACUGCAGUACAUGGAAUCGAAUUGUUAUAA
This is a messenger RNA of Zophobas morio, 588 nucleotides long. Its product is annotated as zinc finger protein 711-like. Gene Ontology annotation, molecular function: DNA-binding transcription factor activity, RNA polymerase II-specific; RNA polymerase II transcription regulatory region sequence-specific DNA binding. The record is from RefSeq and is a predicted model, not a curated record. The coding region runs from base 1 to 588 and encodes 195 amino acids. Lineage: Eukaryota; Metazoa; Arthropoda; Insecta; Coleoptera; Tenebrionidae. The transcript has a single exon. Gene Ontology annotation, biological process: regulation of transcription by RNA polymerase II.